Molecule: messenger RNA, 1476 nt
Organism: Alternaria metachromatica
Lineage: Eukaryota; Fungi; Ascomycota; Dothideomycetes; Pleosporales; Pleosporaceae
Exons: 6
Coding region: 1-1476 (491 amino acids)
Cellular component (GO): nucleus
Molecular function (GO): protein binding; histone methyltransferase activity; zinc ion binding
Source: RefSeq, a predicted model, not a curated record
AUGGUCGUGAUCCCGGCCAACGGACACGAAAGGCGCCGUGUCCUAGUAGACCGCGUGCACUCUAUUGUGUCAAAUCGCGUUCACAACGGCGACGAGCAAUAUCUGGUACGAUGGACAUCAGACACAUCGACCACGAAACCACCACUCAGCUGGCACUCUGUUAAGGACUUAGUGCGAUGCCUAGAGCAGAUCCAAGACUACCUUGAAGUGAGAGAGAAGAACCUACCGCUACCUUCAGACGUAAAACCUUCGAGGAAAAGAAAGAGUCCUGAUGGUGGUUCAUCGUACGAACGCCGCUCUUCACCCUUCGAUCGACGACUACAAGAGAGUCCCAGUGAUAUAUACAACGGCGUUUUGGAUGCUGAUCAAUAUGGUCAUGUAUUCUGCAGACAGGCCUCGGGUCCAGACGUACCCGAACUUGACAUUUGCACCGUACCCACGCCAGAGAUGAACCUCAUUGCGCAUCGUUCGAGUGUCGACAAAGCACUUAUGUACAUCCGCAAUGAGUAUGUCCGGAGACUAGCGAAAGUACCAGGCAAACCCAUUCACUUGUUCAAUGUGGUCGACAAAGCCACUCCCUCACUGCGCUUCCGGUACAUCUCCGAAUAUGUUCUAGAUGAGCAACAAGGUGUCUACCGCGCGUCACUAGAAACACAGCAAGGCUGCCUACAGUGUUCACCCCACAUGGGUCGUGGCAUCGGAUGCGAAUACACAAAGAAGUGUGACUGUCUGGAAUACGCUGCAGUGGAUGAGAGCCGCCUCGAUGAAGAAAGAAAGCGGGAAUACCAACUUGCGCUCGAAAACGGAGAUUCAACAAUGGGCUUUCCGAAGAAAUUCCCUUACUUCGCCGAAGGCACGAAACGAGAGAAGACCGGCUGUCUCGUACCCUUUUACCUCAACUCCCGUCGUCCAAUCUACGAGUGCAAUGAUAAGUGCAACUGCGGCCCUAAUUGUCGCAACAAGAACGUUCAAUUCGGGCGUCAGGUCGAAGUGGAAAUCUUCAGAGCGAAUGACGGGCGUGGCUGGGGUCUCCGCUGCAAACAAGAUCUCCACGAAGGCCAGUUCAUCGAUACCUACCGUGGCGAAGUCAUAACAGAUGCCGAAGCCACACGCCGCGAAACCUCGUCGUCAAAAGCCAAAGCGUCUUACCUCUACUCCCUCGACAAGUUCGCUGAGUCAGAAGGCCUCAAAGAAGAAGAUCUCUACGUUGUAGACGGCGAGUUCAUGGGCGGACCAACCAAGUUCAUCAACCACUCAUGUGACCCUAACUGUCGGCAAUAUACCGUGUCAUACAACAAGCACGACCCGAGAGUUUAUGACAUCGCGUUCUUUGCACGGAGGUUCAUUCCAAAGGGCGAGGAAUUGACGUUUGACUACCUUGAUAAGGAAGAGGGGGAGGAGAUGGAUGAACCGGGUGAGGGGGCGCUUCCUUGCCUCUGUGGGGCGAAGAAUUGCCGCAAGUGGCUGUGGACGUGA